Molecule: messenger RNA, 1779 nt
Organism: Neurospora tetraspora
Lineage: Eukaryota; Fungi; Ascomycota; Sordariomycetes; Sordariales; Sordariaceae
Product: FAD binding domain-containing protein
Exons: 2
Coding region: 1-1779 (592 amino acids)
Molecular function (GO): oxidoreductase activity, acting on the CH-CH group of donors
Source: RefSeq, a predicted model, not a curated record
AUGUCCUCACGAACCCCUUCCUCUCCGGGUCCAAGUCCAACCCCCCUCCCGACCCCAACCAAACAACACCCCAUAAUAAUAAUCGGCACCGGCCUCUCCGGCCUCGUCGCCGCCUUCGAGCUCUCGCGCGCCAACAUCCCCUGUCUCCUACUCGACCAAGAACCGCGCUCCUCACUGGGGGGCCAAGCCUUCUGGUCCCUCGGUGGUCUCUUCAUGGUCGAUUCGUCCUUCCAGCGACGGAUGGGCAUCCGCGACUCGCGCGCCCUCGCGCUUCGCGACUGGUUAUCCUCUGCACAGUUUGAUAAGUUAGAGAAAGAAGAUUACUGGCCCCGCCGGUGGGCGGAGGCGUUUGUGGAUUUUGCCACGGACGAGAUGGAAGAUUAUGUGAAGGCGAGGGGAUUGGGGUUCUUGGUGAAUGUCGGCUGGGCGGAACGCGGGGAUGGGAGGGGGGCGGGCGGGCAUGGGAAUAGCGUGCCGCGUUGGGGCACGGGGCCGGAGGUGGUGAGGGUUUUUAGGGAGCCUGUCGAAAAAAAGGAGAGGGAGGGGGUGGUGGAGAUGAGGUUUAGGCAUUGUGUUGAUGAGAUUGUGGUUGAUGAAGGCACGGGACGGGCGGUCGGGGUGAGGGGGAGGGUGUUGGAGGAUCAGGAAGGUGAUGGGGCGGUGCCGAGGGGGGUGAGCAGUUCGCGGGUGGCGACGGGGGAGUUUGAGAUUCGUGGUGCGGCGGUGAUUAUUGCUAGCGGAGGAAUCGGAGGGAAUCUGGAGAAGGUGAAGAAGAAUUGGCCGAUUGAUCGACUCGGUCCCAAAGUGCCGGCGACCAUGGUCAUGGGCGUGCCGGCGCAUGUGGACGGGCGGAUGAUUGACAUCGCCGAGGGCGUGGGAGCGAGCGUGAUCAACAAGGACAGAAUGUGGCACUACACCGAAGGAUUAAAGAACUGGGAUCCCAUCUGGCCCGGCCACGGCAUCCGAGUGUUGCCUGCCCCCUCGUCGCUCUGGCUAGACGCCACAGGCAAGAGACUGCCUCCCUUCCUAUUUCCCGGAUGCGACACGCUGGCGACGCUCAAGCACAUCUGCAGCACGGGCUACGACUACUCGUGGUUCAUCUGCAACCGCACCAUCGCGGCGCGGGAGUUUGCACUCUCGGGAUCAGAACAAAACCCGGACAUCACCAACAAGAGCAUCGUGCAGACGCUCCGGCAGCGCGUCUUCAGCUCCAACGGCACCGUUCCCGUGCAGAACUUCGUCAAGCACGGCGAGGACUUUGUUGUGAAGGACAACCUCGAGGACCUGGUGGCCGGCAUGAACGAGCUGAUGGAGAAGACGGGCGGUGGUGUCCGCCUCGACUACGCCGCUAUCAAGGAGGAAGUCGAGGCCCGAGACAGCCAGUUCGAUAACCCGUACUCCAAGGACGCGCAGGCGAUGCUCAUCAACAGCACGCGGAAUUACUGGCCGGAUCGGAGAAGCCGGGUGGCGCCGCCGCACAAGCUGUUGGAUAAGAAGCACGGUCCGCUGAUUGCGGUGCGGAUGAAUCUGCUUACGAGGAAGACGUUGGGCGGUAUUGAGACUAACCUGAGCAGCAAUGUCAUGAGGACGGAUGGCACUCCGUUCCCGGGUCUGUACGCGGUCGGAGAGGCGGCUGGUUUUGGAGGGGGUGGUGUCCAUGGGUAUAACUCUCUCGAGGGAACGUUUUUGGGCGGGUGUAUCUUCUCUGGCAGAGCAGCUGGUCGUGCCAUUGUGGAAGAGGUUCUUGGGACAACAACGGGUUUGCAAGCGAAGCUUUAA